AUGAUCUUCUUUUUGUUCGUGUCUCUUGCUGGAUUCUCCUCGAUUUAUGCUGAUCGAUGCGCCACCGUUCCUCCAUCGUUAUGGUGCAGCAGUAAAGAACUCGCCAAGGAAUGUGGUUUCGCAAAUCUUUGCAAUCGCUACCAUACGGCCACCUACAAUCAACGCAUCAACAUCACUCUUCUCAUCGAAGCUCUCUGCCCCGACUGUCAACGAUUCAUCGUCGAGGAUCUGUAUCCUAAAAUCUACAAGAAUUUCGCUGGUUUUGUCAACAUUGAAUUUAUCCCAUAUGGGAAUGCGAAAAUUGUGAACGGCUCAAUCGAAUGUCAACAUGGGGCUGAAGAAUGUUCCAUUAAUCGAUUCGAAUCGUGUGUGAUCGACUCAGUGGGAACUCAAGAGCAAUAUGUGCCGUUGAUCUACUGCCUAGAAAACAAUUUGAUGUCAAAGGUUCCUUUCGACAAGGCAUCCUCGAAAUGUUUCCGAACUCUCUCUAUUGGUGAGGAUAUCCAGAGAAUGAUCCAAUCCUGCCUAGUUUCGCGACUUGGUGAACGACUUCAACAGAAGGCAGCUGAACGAACAGCAAACGUUUGGCCAGAUAAGCACCGUCACGUCCCUUGGGUAGUUAUCAACGGUAUAUCAUUGGAAAGCGAGCAAAUGAUUAUGGAUCAGCUGCAAUUCCUCAUAUGUGAAUGGUACACCGGAGACAAGAAGAUCCCAUAUUGCCAGUCGGAAGAGAAGAAAAAAUACAAGAAAUGGUCAUUGAACAUUUAG
Messenger RNA from Necator americanus (New World hookworm), 768 nucleotides. RefSeq lists its product as uncharacterized. Lineage: Eukaryota; Metazoa; Nematoda; Chromadorea; Rhabditida; Ancylostomatidae. Gene Ontology annotation, molecular function: oxidoreductase activity, acting on a sulfur group of donors, disulfide as acceptor. The record is from RefSeq and is a predicted model, not a curated record. The transcript has 7 exons. The coding region runs from base 1 to 768 and encodes 255 amino acids.